GUUGCAGUGAGUGUAGUGCUAGCUCUUAAAGGGUGGGCUAUUCUAUCGAACCUCUUCACCUGCUCAUUUCGGCAGGCGUCCUCUCAACCACAUUCCUCGAUAAUCUGUUGGAUACCCUAAUUCGCUACGCCCUCGUCUUCGGUUUCUUAUUGCGCUCAAGUCUUUCAGGCAUCCUCAUUUGGUCGUCAACAGAAAAGAAAAUGUUGGACUUACAAACCCUUUCCACCACCGAGUCAGUUGGCAAAACAAACUCUUUGUCCCGCAAGAAUUCCUUGCAGGAGAAAUUCGGUGCACUCCGGGGAGCAUUGGGCAGGAAAAGAUCACUGAACAAUUUACUACCAGCACAAACCGGCUCAUCAUCUGGGGCACCCUUUUUUGAUGAACCCUCAAAUGGAGCACUGACGAUGGACUCUGGAAUUAGUAUGCGCGGAUCCAGCAAUGGUAAAUUGGCCUCGUCGACAAGUGGGUCGACAACGUUACCACCACUUGCAGGCAUCAGGAAGUCAAGGAGCGAUGCCAGAAUGUCCGGUUCUGGUGAGCUGGAGGGAACUCCUAAUGCCUCACCGCAGCAGCAGACACAUCAAUCAAGCGGACAAACCACUUUGACCAGGGCACAUUCGGCUGGGAAGAAUCAAAUGAAAGUGCAGAAGGCCGUCUCCAUUGAUGUAUCUGGUGGAGAUAUUAGCAAGCAGGUGCUUUCUGCGAAUUCUCCUGGAGACCGGAUGUCCCUCAAGUCACUUUCCCUUGGCCGUCCCAAAUCUGGACUAUCAAAGAGCAAGGGAACCCAUGUGUCCAUGCCUACUGGUCUUCAGCAACCGAACGAAUUACGAACCGCAAAGUCCGCUGCUCAGAUAUCACAACCAAUCUACGAGGACUCUGCAUCGCAGGAAGCCCUGGAUCAAGUCUCAGAACUUAACGUUAAUAAUUCAUCUUCAGCCUUCACAUCGCCCGUGAGCGGUAGUGUUGAUUCGCUUGGCUUGACGGCGUCGAACACCAACGUAGGCGUAGUUACUUCUAUACAGCUCGGCACCAAACACGCCAAAUCUCUUCCCAAGAUCAGUACACUAUUCACCAAACUUCCCAAGAAAUCCCGUGCUUCCAGCGCAACACCAGGCUGCGACGCCAACCUCACUUCCCCUGUUUCUCCUCUUGCCAGCAUUGGCCAGCUCACAACUAAUCAACGCAAGGGUACCCUCUCUGCAUACGAAAUCUCACCUUCCACCACUGCGCCGGGUCUGCACCGUGAUUACCAUCUUGAUGACUUUCACAUCGUGCGUCGAGUCGGUAAAGGCGGUUUUGCGAAUGUAUUCUUGGUGCGCCUCAAGCACUCUACCGGACGAUAUUACGCCUUGAAGGCCAUUAAAAAGCACGAUGUCGUCAAACUAAAGCAAGAGAAGCAGAUUCUAAACGAGAAGAACAUUCUGAGAAGCAUCAAUCAUCCGUUCAUUGUGGAAUUGUAUCAUACUUUCCAGAAUGUCACAUACUUGUUCAUGACAAUGGAGUAUGUGGCGGGUGGAGAUUUGUUCUCUUAUUUGAGGAAGGUUCAGCGUUUCGCAGAAGAUGACGCCCGGUUUUACGUCUCUGAAGUUUUGAUUGCCCUCGAAUACCUCCACUCGUACAAUAUUGUAUAUCGAGAUCUCAAGCCAGAAAACAUCCUCCUCGACACAACAGGUCACACCAAGCUCGCCGAUUUUGGGUUUGCUAAAAUCGUCAACAAAACUACACAAUCGUUUUGCGGCACACCAGACUACAUUGCGGCUGAGAUCGUAGCUAACAAACCUUAUAAUAAAGCGGUUGACUGGUGGUCUCUCGGUGUCCUAGUGUUUGAGCUAAUUUCGGGAAAGACUCCUUUCGGGGACGAAUCCUCAGACCGUAUAUACGAAAACAUUCAAGUGGGAAAAAUCAAAUGGCAACCACUUGUCAAGGGCCCCGCCAAAGACCUCGUUAAGCGCCUGCUGGACCUGGAUGUAGACAGGCGACUGGGGUCUAGUGGUGAUGGCGCGGAAAUUCGACAACAUCCGUGGUUCAAAACAUUACAGUGGAAGAAGGCGGAAGCACGUCAGACAACGCCCCCGUUUGUUCCUGCAUGCGACGCUCCUGAUGUGAUUGAACGAGAGCGGGCUGCCCGAGGAGCAAGGGUGGACGAUUAUAUGGAAGUCUUGAAAAGUGGAUCUACCUCUAAUGGGUUCUUAACUACGGAUCCGUUUGUUGAACUUUUCAAGGACUUUUAGGAUGAUAGGACUGUAGUGCAUGUUCCCGUAACUAUGGCCGCUAUUACACAUCAUUUAGUCUAGCAUAGUCCGUAGAAGUUUUCCGUCUCAGGGUCAUAGUUUUUUUUGUAGUAUACCCUUGGGCUAAUAGAAAGACGGUGGUUUAUAUUUUGGGC
Spizellomyces punctatus DAOM BR117 is the source of this 2386-nucleotide messenger RNA. Its product is annotated as AGC/PKA protein kinase. NCBI's taxonomy places the organism in Eukaryota, Fungi, Chytridiomycota, Chytridiomycetes, Spizellomycetales, Spizellomycetaceae. The record is from RefSeq and is a predicted model, not a curated record. Gene Ontology annotation, cellular component: cAMP-dependent protein kinase complex; nucleus. The transcript has 2 exons. Bases 201 to 2231 code for a protein of 676 amino acids. Gene Ontology annotation, biological process: peptidyl-serine phosphorylation. Gene Ontology annotation, molecular function: ATP binding; cAMP-dependent protein kinase activity.